Messenger RNA from Acipenser ruthenus (sterlet), 7306 nucleotides. Its product is annotated as transmembrane protein 201-like. Gene Ontology annotation, molecular function: actin filament binding; lamin binding. NCBI's taxonomy places the organism in Eukaryota, Metazoa, Chordata, Actinopteri, Acipenseriformes, Acipenseridae. The coding region runs from base 191 to 2176 and encodes 661 amino acids. The transcript has 11 exons. Gene Ontology annotation, biological process: nuclear migration along microtubule. The record is from RefSeq and is a predicted model, not a curated record. Gene Ontology annotation, cellular component: nuclear inner membrane.
UGUUGAGCCGCGCCGAGAACGUUGGGGGCGGACGCGGCGCUGUCGCGAUUGUGAUUGGCCGAUUGCCCUAGACAGUGAGGCGGGGCUCCGAAUUGUUACCUUGAGGUCAUACUGGAACGCCGCGCGCCGUUUCAGGGAUACAAACAAAACAGUGUACGUUUUUACACCACGCUGCGUUAUAAUAUCGUCCAUGGAAGGUUUAAACCAAGUAUUAUCAGAGUAUCCGCAACUCGGCAUUGCUGGGGGAGUUGGAGCCACGAUAUGCGCUGCUGGAGCACUCAUUUACAAAAUUGCAACGAGGAAGAAGCCCACUCACGUCGAGGUUAAUUGCUGGUUCUGUGACCAGGAUACGGUGGUGCCGUACGGAAACAGAAACUGCUGGGACUGUCCCAACUGUGACCAGUACAACGGCUUUCAAGAGAAUGGGCACUACAACAAGCCAAUCCCUGCUCAGCACUUGGAGCAUCUGAACCACGGGGUGUCUGCCGGACUCGCUGUGCCAGAGACGCCCAAAGUUCUGCAGUGGGUUAAUUGCCAGAUGCUGCUGUGCAAGAAAUGCAAUAAUAACCAGACACUGAAGAUUAAACAGCUGGCUUCAUUUGUACCUAGGGAAGAGGAGAAAUACGAUGAAGAGAUUGAGGUUUACAAACAUCACCUGGAGCAGACCUACAAGCUGUGCCGUCCUUGCCAGACGGCUGUGGAGUAUUACAUCAAGCAUCAGAACCGGCAGCUCCGAGCCGUGCUCUUCAAUCACCAGCUAAGACGCAGCAGGGAGGCGGACAAGGCAUACGUGCAGAAUUCUUACACCCCCAACUUUUCAACUCCUGCCCGGGUGAUAUUUUUACGCAUCUUGGCUUUCCUUAGUUGCGUUUUCUUGGUGGUCUUGGCAGUAUACGGUUCUGAAGACCCCUUUACCCCGGCCAGCUCCCUGCAUUCUCCUCCCGCCCAGCCAAUGCUGAAUCACUCCAACGCGUCGGGGUCCUCGGAUGGGAAUGCCGCCGGUGGUCAGGGGGCUCCGGUCUGGCAGGAGCUGUUCAGUCUGGUUCCCCAAGAGGCUGUGGAGAACCUGAAAGUGGCAUGGGACUAUGGGAAGAGCCAUCAGAUGGCUGUGGUCUCUCUGGGCUUGUUCACGUGCUUAAUGGCUGUUUUUCUGGCCGGACGCAUCAGGCUCAGGCGUAUUGAUGCUGUGGCUUCUGUGCUGUGGCUCGCUGUGCUGGGUUUGCACCUGGUGGAGAACUACCUGAAGACGGACGUCCCCAGCUGGCUGGACGCCGCGAAAUUCAGCACCACCUCUCUGUGUUGCCUGGUAGGGUUCACUGCUGCCGUGGCAACCCGGAAAUCCUCAGGCCAGCGAAGAUACCGUGCACGAAGGUAUCUGUCUGGAGAUUCUGCGACAUCGUUCUACAGCGGUGACCCCGGGGUCCUGUCUCCAGCUCUGUCUGCUUCCUCCGUCUUCAUCCCCACACCGCCCCCCAUCCUCUCCCACCUGGUCAACCACCAGCUCUGCCACCGAGUGCGGAAGGCCUCCCCGUCCUCCCUGCCGGGCCGUCUGAACCGGGCACUGUCCCUGGGAACCAUCCCAUCCAUCACUAGAGCAGAUUCUGGCUAUUUAUUCAGCGGCAGUCGCCCCUCUUCACAGAUCUCUAACUGCAAGGACUCGCCUCCUUCAGAUUAUUUUUCCCUUAAAUCUGGAAGCCGCCCGUCCUCCCCUGGUCCCUCCCCAACGCCCUCAAUCGCGGGCUCGGUGACCUCGACCUCCAGCUCUGCACGGGGCCGGCGCCCCCUCAUCAGCCCUGCGCGCCUCAACCUGAAGGGGCAGAAGCUGCAGCUGUUUACAUCACACAGCGAGGCACUCCCCUCUCCCACGGCUUCAGAUGACACCAGCAACACGAGGGGUCCUGUUUUUACACCUGAGCUCUCAGCCCUUCCAGCACACAACCACGAUGCUAAAUCCAUUCUCGAGGGAGGCAGUGUGUUCGAUGAACUUGAUGAAAAGAGGGGAAGUUCGUCCGGGUCCUCCACUUGUCUGGUGGACACUACGACUGGUGACUGCCCUGACAGUGGGAAAGGAUUGAAGGGGCUUCUAGGGAACUCCAUACUGCAAGGUCUUCUCUGCCUGAGUCUGACGGUGAACAUCAUCUACACCUCUGUGUACCUCUACCAGAGCUUGAGAUGAGUGAGAGCAUUCAGAAAGCCAACGCUGCUUCGAUUCUCCAGCCAACAUGUUCCUGGUGCUCGCUGCUAGAACCUCAACCCAAUCCAGGCCCACAAUGGCACCCAACGGACUCUGCAACCGCCUGCUUCUCCAAGACUCCUGGAACUCCUGGCUAGUGCAGGGGAUUUUAACUUUUAUUCUGUGCUAUGUAUUAUGAGUUUGGAAGUAAUUAGCAUGGAGGCAACUCUUAGAAAGCUGGUGGUGCUAGGAUGUGUGUUGUCUCCUGGUAUUUAAAAUACAAAGCAAUGUGCUGCUGUUACUGUAUUUGCAGUCACUAAUCGGGAUAUAGAAAUGUACAGUAAAUGUCAAUGGGGAUCAAACUUUGGAGUAUUUGUGUAGUACUUUUUGCGUGCGCAGUAAGAUGGUCGUUUUUGAAUGUAUAUUGACAGCAAUUGUUUACUGCAGUCUUUAGAAAUGGGUCUAGGUUAUUUUCCUUUUUUUUUUUAGCAGACUAGAAAGAAUGAGGACAAAAAACAAAACUUGAAUAAAAAAUUUGAUGUUGUUUUGAAUAGCAUAUGUGCUUGUUAUGCUAGUUGGUCGCCAUGUAAAGAUUCAUUAUCUUGUGUACUUUUAAUGGUGCUCCGUUUAUAUGUAUACAUUAGAGCAAAUAGGCUACUGAGAGUUUUGCAUUACAUUGGAUUACUGGUACAUAAUUGCAACUAGAUUCCUAGUGAUUAUGGUGUGCUGUUAAAGGGCCAUUAUAAUAGUGAAUGUGAAAAAGAUAAAUAACAAAAUCUGGAUAAUUCUCACAAUGGCCAGGUAAAGUCAAAAUCAAAUAAAUCCGGUUUGCAAUUGCUCGUCGUUGCUCAGGGUUUGCUCUGUAACUUCUGCAUAUGAAUAUUAUGCCUGUGCAUUUCUCAAAAUUAAUCUGACCUGUGAAAGUUGAGCUGAUCCGUAGUAAAUUUGCUUAAAGCUGUUCUGUUUCCUCUUUGUCACUGCCUCAAAUUCUGCAGUCGAAGUGGAAUUAGCUUGAUUCAUCUUGUAAAAAUAAAUCAUACCACUGCCAUGUUGUUUUAAUGUGCACUGGUAAAAGCGAGGCUUGUUCUGUGGGGAUGCUUCGGGAUUUAUUCAGCUCUAUCAGGUUUGAAAACAACACUGUCUCAUCUUUACUCAUUAAAACGGCACUCAAUUAUAACAUAGAGACGUCCAUCUCAGUCAUUGUGUUUUACAAUUGUUGUUUAUAGGUCUUCGUUUUUUCACUUAACAGAAUUCAAUACUUUUCAAUACUUAGGGUUUAGAUUUCAGUUGCACGCUUUACAAAUAAAAUACGUUUUUUUUUUUUUUUUUUUUGUCAUGCCGAGUCUGCCAAACAAGGCACAGAGGCAUGCAUCACUACUGUAAUUAAGAAAUGAGUCAUUAUUUUUGAACAAGACUAUCGUGGCAUGCACAGAAAAACAUAGCAUGCAUGUCUUUGUUGUCUGCUGUAGGUAAAAGGUGUGCCUGAGGGGAGCGAACCUUGAUGGAUUCAACAGGAAAAGGUGCUUAAUCAAGAUUUAUACGGCAAGUGGAAUCACUCUCCUAGUACUUUCAUCAGUAUUCCGUCAUGUUAUCCUGCAGUAACACAGCACAGUUUGGAUAAACAAGCUUCACAGAGGACUGUAGGCACAGCAGCCUGUCAACAAGCUGAAUCGGUUAGCAGUCAGACUUGAUGAGGAAACUGAAUAACUCGCCUUCAAAACAAAUAGAGCAAAGGACGUUGCUAGUGUACGUUGAGACAGCAGUCUCCCUCUGGCUCGCUCGCUCGCUCUCGCUCUCUCUCUCUCUUUUGUGCUGUCUCUCCCUCUCCCUCUCUCUCGCUCUCUCACUCUCUCUCUUUCGCUCGCUCGCUCUCUCUCUCUCUCAAUCUCUCUCCCCCUUCUCUCUCUCUCUCUCUCUCUCUCUCUCUCUCUCUCUCUCUCUCUCUCUCUCGAUUUGACUGCUAUGUGCCAUGUGAUCUUUGGGAGAUUUAAAGUGGUUUAUCUAAACAUUUAUACACCUUAUUUUUAAAGCAGCUGAGACUGAGAGCAAUCUGUCCAACUGCUUUAUCAACUGUACCCAGGGCUCAUUUAUAUUAUUAUUUAUUUUUUGUCAAUAAUAAACAAUCACGCAGACUUGAUGGCAAUCUGACAAACUGGCUGCAAGGUAGCUUUCACUGCAGUCUAGAUUCCUGAGGUUAACAAUCAUUAGGAGAAGGUGAAAGCUCACAGGUGAUCUGGAAUCUCGGAAUACUAUGUGUGUUAAUGGCUGGAAUAUGUUUCUACUUCAAUAGCAGUCGUACAGUAGAAGCAAUAUGCAUGCUAGAUGGCAGGUGGGGUCUUUAGAUAUGUUCAGUACAAUCCGGUCCAGCAAGCUCUGUUUUUACACUGGAAGUAGAUGUUGCAAUGAUUUGUACUGUCAUUGCUCCCCAAGGCAUUCCAGGUAAUUGUGUGAACGCUGCACUCCAUGUAGGAAGUGAAGUAAUUUACAGACUAAAUAGCUGUAGGGCUCUGGUACAUCUACUCAUGCACUAAUAACACAGUCUUUGACAUGCAUAUAACAGAAUUACCCGUUAAAAGCUAAAGGGGGGGAAAUAUAUAUUUGUAUAUUUUGCUUUUCAUCAAUUAUUUAUUUUAUGUAUUUUUAAUUUGGGUGCCAAAUUUGGAAACUACUGCACCGUAAUUAAAAUAAAUAGACAAACAAACAUUGCUCUUUUAGUAUGUGUAUCUGGUGUACAGAAUCUUAACUGGAGAUUAUAGAUGAUCUUUUAUAAAUGUAACAUGAAAAGAUGCAAAAGUAGACCUUAUACACAGUUGGCCAGGUUUCAGUUUAGAGUGCGGAAGGGUUUUUACGUACAGUACUUUCAGCAUUUUAUAUGUCUUGCCUCCUGAUGAGGUUAGACUGCAUCAUAACACACAAUGCACAGGACAAACAUCAGGUACAGUGUUUUGCAUUUGUGGAGCUUUCUAUGGUUUGUGUGUCUGCGUGAUUUAUUUACAGUCGCUGACCUGUGUUCUGAUGGUAAUGUAUUUAUUAUAUUGCAUAUAUCUGUAUACUUCCUUGAAAAGUAAGGUUGACUUUUCUGAUUUUUUUAAAACAUGCCUCGUCUGCGUCGUCAUCGUUCGUUUUAUAAAGCCUUUUCAAAAUGGAUUUUAACCAAUGUUAUUCUCUCACCUUACAGCAGACAGCGUUGGUCAGUGAGUGCAGUAACAUUGAAUCUGUGUGUGUGUGUUUGUGUGAAUUAUUAAAUCAAAACACCCAUCGGAUUUAUUAAUUCCAGUCAUAAUUGCCUAGAAAUGCACCAGCUAUGUAACAUACACUACAAACAUACAAUAGUAGGAAAAAAAAAACAACUUUAUUUGCAUGUUGAGAGUCUAGUUCUUUUUAUAACUUCUGUUCAGGAAGAAGAAAAAAAUAACCACCACAAAACUUUCAUCAGAUUCCCGCGGUGCUUAACGGUGUACAGGAACUUCAGAUCAGACCAGGUACUGCUCUUUCUCUCUCUUCCUCAUACAGGAAUUGGGUAGACGAGAAGAAUGACCCGCUGUGCACUGUCUGAACGGCAUCUCGGAGAAACCCUUCGAAACUGUUCUGCUCAGUCAAAACCUAUUUUUUUUUUUUUUUUUUUUUUUUUAAGGGGAAUGUAAAUGCAAUUUACAUUUUUAGAUUCAAAGGUGCUUAUUUUGUGUCAGGUUAGGGCAGACGUCGUUUUAAACUGAGUUGUUCUUUUGCAGUGUUUUUGUUUAUGCAAGGUUUAAAGCUGCUAUAAUGUCAGGACCGACCUUUUAGUGCAUAAAGAACAUAAUCGCUGUAAGUGUGUUAAACAAGUACAAUAUAACGCCUACUUUGAUUGAUACUGGAGGUGUUCUAUACAAUACUGUGUAUGUAUAUAUAAUGUAUAUGGUAGCUUAUUCUUUUGGGCUCUGGUUUUUCUGACUAAUUGUUUCUAUAUACUGUUUCUGUAUAGCGGAAGAGAACACACAAAUUGUUGCAGUUGUCUGUGGUUAUGCUGUACCUUCUGUACAUGUCUGAUACCAGGUAAUAUUUUUGUAAAUUGUUUUAAAAAAAUGUGUCUAUAUUCUUGUAUUCAGUUAAAUGCUGAUUUAGGUAGGAGUCUGAAAGAAGAAGAUUACUUUGGGCACCAAUAUUAGGUCUGUAGAGAUUUGUUUAAGAACUUGGAGAUGGUGUGCCCAGCAAUGCUAAUAUUGUGUACAUUUUGGUUUCAACUGCAAUUCUCAGUCAGCAGCUGAGUUGUAUUUCAGCUGCUGUUUUUACAUGGACUGUGUAUUCUGCUGGAAAUUUGGAAUGUUAAAACACAAAAUAAUUGUUUUGCGAACUUGUGCACUAAAUAUGGUUUGUUACUCAACUCAUUUUGAAUAUGUCGGUCAUUUUAAAAUUGUAACUACAAAUUUUCAGUUGAUGUUUAUCAAUGAAAAACAUGCAACACAGUAACUGUUUCAUUUUCUGUUUGAUUUGUGCUGUGUGAAAUUUACUGUGACCCUGAAUGGGCUGCUGCAUGUCUUCUUACAACAAACUCUUAUACAUACAGCGUUGAUUGUUAGUUUUUUUUUUUUUUUUAAUUUCUAGCUUGCUUGUCAAUUUACAUUUUGUCACGGUCAUCUUUUACAUAGAACUGCAUUAAAUGAUUAUUCUGAUUGAUACUGGAAACUUUUGUGAUUGAUACUGGAUUGAGCUCUCCACAGAAGUCAGGUGCAGACAAUCAGGUGAGGGGCAUUGAUAAUGACUGGGCUAAUUUACCAUUCAGAGUAAAACAAGUGAAGAAACAGCUGCUGGGAUUGAGGAUGAGAACAGCAAUCCACACAAAUCCAAGCCGCUGUUUCUUCAGUCGUUUACCUUGGAUUGGUAAUUGGCCCAAUCAACACCAAUGACCCUCGCCUGUGGAGAGCUUGAACUGACAAAUGGGUUCUGACUUUGUCUUAAAACGUCAAAGGUUUUCAACAAUGCUGCUUCAGACAAAAUGCUAUCUUAUUGCAGAAUUGUAUUGCUAUUAUUAUUUUUUUGUACCAGACACGUUGCAGGACUUGUUAGCAUGCUGUUUUUAUAAGUUUGCAUUUAUCUUGUUCGAUCUUUCUGUUAAGACAACACAAAAAUACUAUUAAACUACACUUAAAUCAA